AUGCAGCAUGACAGAACACCUAGGCAGACUGGCACAGGUACGGUAACUGUAAUUGUGAACGAUGUAAAUGAUAACAAACCAGUGUUUGAUAAAGAAAAAUACAUGGUUACCGCAAUGGAAAACCUUCCAGUUAAUUCACCCGUAAUUACGAUAACUGCCGUCGAUGCCGAUACUGGCAGAAAUGGCUUGAUUAGGUAUUCGCUCAAGGGCGAGCAUCACGACAUAUUUGCCGUCGACCCGUUUACCGGAACAAUUUUAACGAAAGUAGUAUUAGAUCACGAAGAGAGAGACAAAUAUCAAGUUAUACUCGUCGCACAAGACAGCGGAAUGAUGAUAGAAAAUUCUGCCAGUGUCGUCGUUACAAUUCUAGUUGGCGACGAAAAUGAUAAUCAACCGCAGUUUGCCAAAGAUAGUUAUACAAUUUACAUUCCCGAAAUGGCCGUAGGAGGUCACUUUGUGUUUGGUGCUCAUGCCGAAGAUCAUGAUGUCGGUCUGAACAGUCGUCUGGUGUAUCAUCUCUCCGGAACCGAUGCUGAUAAAUUUCAAAUUAAUCAAGAUACGGGUGUUUUGAAAUUAAUUCAAAAAAUGGUUAACAGAUCCGAAGGAUAUCAUUUAGAAAUUCAUGCUACUGAUAGUGGAAAUGUUCCUCUUUCAUCCAGUAUUAAUGUGGAAGUUUUUUUGCGUCCCCUUCAUCUUUUUCCUUAUUUUCAUCCCGGUGUGCACAAUUUUGUUCUCCAAGAAACAACAAAGGAUGCUCUUCUCACCACGGUACAAGCAUCAUCUAGAAAAAUGGGAGAAAACGGUAAAAUUACUUACCAUAUCGGAGGUGGAAAUGUCGAAAAUGUAUUCUCGGUUAAUCCUAAUACUGGCGAGGUGUGGAUUACUGAGGGAUUAGAUUAUGAAGUUUUACCGAAAUAUGAAUUAUGGAUAGAAGCUAGAGAUAGCGAUACUCCUCCUCUUUCAAGUGUUGUGAGGUUAGAUAUUGAUAUUACAGAUGCAAAUGAUAAUGCACCUAUAUUUGCUUUCGAUGUCUAUAAUGCUACGAUAAUAGAAGAACAGAGUCCCCCACAGUUUGUUAUUGGUGUAGAAGCUCACGAUGCCGAUAGAGGAGAGAAUAGUGAAAUAAUUUAUUUAAUUCAGUCUACUGAUGCCACUAAUCCUUUCACUCUGGAUGCUAAGACUGGUAAAAUAUAUACAAAUAUGGUGCUCGAUAGAGAAAGUAUAGAAGUAUAUAAAUUAAUUGUUCAAGCUUCUGAUCGAGGCAAUCCUCCGAAAACUGGUACAGCAACUGUUCUUGUAACUGUGUUGGAUAAGAAUGACAAUCCUCCUCGCUUUACUAGACUUUUCAGUGUAAAUGUUACAGAAAAUGCACCUCUCGGUACUUUUGUUAUUCAGGUUACAUCUUCUGACAAGGAUAUCGACAUGAAUGCCAAUGCUACUUACAGUUUUACAGAAAAUCCCGGUGGAAAAUUUCACAUUGAUCCCGUUUCUGGCAACGUAACAAUUGUUGGAUGGUUAGAUAGAGAAGUUAAAGACGAAUAUUUGUUAAAAGUUGCCGCAGUCGAUGGAUCAUGGAGAGCAGAAACACCCCUUACAAUAUCAAUUCAAGACGUGAAUGACAACGCGCCAAAAUUCAGUAACAGUGUUUAUGGUUUCAAUAUUGCAGAGCUUCAGAGAGCAGUAUCAUUUGUAGGACAAGUAACGGCUGUCGACCAAGACAAACAAGGCCCUAAUUCAGUCAUUAGUUACAAUUUAAAGCGUCCCUCUGACUUAUUUCGUAUCGACCCUGCCAGCGGAGAAAUAAUGAGUAAACAAACCUUGCACUACAAGCAUAGUUUGCAUUAUGCUGCUCCAGAAAACCAGCACAUCUUGCGCGUCGUGGCUACAGAUCAUGGUCAACCGCCCAUGUCUUCGGAAGUCGACGUUAUAAUUAAUAUCGUCGAUUCUAACAAUAAUGCACCCAUAUUUGAAAAACCCUUUUAUUUUUCACCAUUACCACAAAAUUCUGGAAUUGGAUUAUCCGUGCUUAAAGUUACAGCAAUAGAUAAUGAGGAUACCGGUAUCAAUGCAGAAAUAGAAUACAAUAUAACAGGAGGAAAUGGAACAAAUUUCUUCAACAUUCAUAAAACAACAG
Centruroides sculpturatus (bark scorpion) is the source of this 2134-nucleotide messenger RNA. Its product is annotated as cadherin-related tumor suppressor-like. Gene Ontology annotation, biological process: homophilic cell-cell adhesion. The annotation marks the transcript as partial. The record is from RefSeq and is a predicted model, not a curated record. Gene Ontology annotation, cellular component: plasma membrane. Gene Ontology annotation, molecular function: calcium ion binding. NCBI's taxonomy places the organism in Eukaryota, Metazoa, Arthropoda, Arachnida, Scorpiones, Buthidae. The transcript has 4 exons.